GUUCAGUGUUGCUCUGCCUCCACUCAGUGCCACCUCCCUUUGGUAUGCCAACGUAGCAUAUGGUUCUGUUAACUUCAAGAGGCCCUAAUUCUCUUUCGGUAUGGCACAAACGGUCCUGUUUACUGUUUUCAUACUCGGAUUUUUCCAUUGGUUGCUCGCUAAUGCCGGGGACGAUCCCGCACCACAAGAAAAAGGAAUAAAGGAAUAUGCGAGAAUGUUACUUCGGAACAACAAUCUGGUCUUGAAAUGGGCUCCUGUCGAUCCUUUUAAAUAUCUUGGUGUUAAAUGCCUGUCUUCAUCUGUUGUUACGGCGAUUCAAGGAUUGGUCUCCCACCGUGUGUAUUUCCGAAUCUCCUUUGGGAUGGCUUGGGUGACAUGUGUUUAUCAACUAACAAUGAGAGUCAAGCAAAAAGGAAACGACAUUUUUCUCGUGAUAGCAGACAAUGCCAAGUACCUUCCCUUCGGCGUACAGAAAAACUAUACAAUUCUGCAUGCUGAAGAGACAUGCCUAAUAUUGCGGGACAACGGCAAUGCAACCGAAACUAAACAAGUCGUCACACUGCGAGAGCUGUCAAAUGGCACGAUGCUUAAUAGAACUGAGCAACCGAUUUGCUUACUGUGGGUGACUUCUAAUUCAACUGCGGAACAACAUACCAACUGCAAGUCGAAGUUAGAUGCACUCUGUAAACGGACAUCAUAUGAUUAUGCGGAAGACGACAGGAAAGUUUGCAGUAACAUUUCGGAGUUAAUGACAAACGUGCGGCAUGGAUGCAUAAUGAAUUUUACUUCUGGCGGUAACGAAUGACCUAAACGUCUUAAAACUUCGGUGCUCAACAUUGUGUUAAAUUUGUCGUGGUCAGGUUAACUGGUAUGUUUUCAUUGCUAAAGUAAUGCCCACAAUAAAAAUUAUGUGUAUAUUUUGUACUUUCUGGUACCAAUUUAUGGUAGAUCGACGCAGGAUAACGGGAGAUGUGACCACAUAGGAAGCGAAGUGAGCCUUGCACUCGGAUAUUCACUUUUGUCGGUCAAUAUUUCUACGGAAUUGAGAUUUUUCUGGAACUUGUAGUUUCGUCAUACCAAAUCAACCCAUAGUAACAAAACAGCUCG
Messenger RNA from Dermacentor silvarum, 1107 nucleotides. RefSeq lists its product as uncharacterized. The transcript is spliced from 9 exons. Lineage: Eukaryota; Metazoa; Arthropoda; Arachnida; Ixodida; Ixodidae. The coding region runs from base 101 to 805 and encodes 234 amino acids. The record is from RefSeq and is a predicted model, not a curated record.